UUUUUAACAUACAAACUGGCGCCUGUCGCUGUUUCCAGCUUCGACGCUCAGUUUUCGCUUUAGUUCGCUUUCAGACGCCGACGUGGGGCUAUCGUCGUAUUUCCUCCAGAGCGCGCGCGGACGUGUUUUCUUCAUACGUAAACUUCUACGAACAAACUUAAACUUUGAAAACUAUCAUCCGCUAAGUAUAAUCUAUCUAAUAAGUAACUAAUUUAACCAUUUUAGUGAAUCAAUUUACUUGAUAGAUACGUUUAUUAUUUUUAAACUUGUUGACAUUAUUAAAAAAGUAUAAUUAUUAUUCAUAAUAUAUUUUUUUCAAGAUCAGUGACCUGUGAUAGUGCCAGUUGAAAAGUAUUGUGUCGUGACAUUGUGUUUGUUUUUUUUUUCUUGAUAACAAGGGGUCAAUAAGCUACAUCCCUGAAGGGCUCCUUGCUGUAUAUCUCCGAGGAUUAGGAUUAAAGUUCUGCUUAAAGGAACAAAAAACCCGAGGUACCACUGCUCGAAGAACGUCAACUCGGCAUCCGGUAUCCGGGAAACAAGGAGGCCCGUAGCCGCACAUCAUGUGACAGCACAGACAUACGCAGAGGGGUUGCUAGUUAUACGAUAAAAUGUGUGAGCGCGCGUGUGUGUUUGUGAUGUGACGUCAAUGUCGUUGUAGGACUAGGACCCCCUAAAGCCGUGCCAUCAUCGAAAGACACCCUUCGUGCCUGCAUCGAGUUACCAUGGCGUCUCCUCCCGGCCCAUGUCUGUCACUCACGGUGAUAUUGGCAUUUUUUCUCGGCAUCGUCUGCUCUAAUCAAGAUGGAACUCUAUUAGAGGAAACGUCUCCGACAAAACCAGCACCGGAAGCGGACGAUUCGCUCCUUUCAAACUCGGAUUCGCUGCCAAUUUUCUUAGCUGAACCGAUGGAUGCCUACGUGGUAAAAAAUCGGCCGGCAACAUUGCAAUGUCGCGCCGCGCACACCCUUAAAAUUUACUUCAAGUGUAACGGGGCUCGAAACGUCGAUGCCGUUCAAUGGGAGUUCGUCAAUCCCCAAAACGGCGUGCGAAUAAUCGAGGCCGAGGCCAAUGUCACUCGGGACAUGGUCGAGGAGUUUUUCGGGAAGGAAAAAUUCAAGUGCGAAUGUCACGCUUGGAGCGGCAGAGGAAGCAUAAAAAGCCAACCGGCAACGGUGGAAGUUGCAUAUUUAAAAAAGCAGUUUGAAGUGAGCCCAAUGUCAUCAAGGGUAGAAAUAGGCCACCAGAUGGAACUACGGUGUGUUCCACCGGCCGGAUUGCCUCCUCCCAGAGUGUAUUGGUUACGAGGAGGACAACCUCUAAUGUCAGACACUGAUGUUUUAGUGUCCAGCGAAGGCCACCUCUUAAUUGGUCAAGCACGACCUCAAGACACUGGAAAUUACACCUGCGUCGCGGAAAAUAUUGCUGCCAAGAGGAUGGCAUCACCAGCUCAAAUCACCGUGUAUGUUAAUGGUGGUUGGUCACAAUGGUCAGCUUGGACAGAUUGCCACUGUCCUGGUUCAACCUUAGGAUCAGGUCAAAAAAGAACCAGAACCUGCACAAAUCCUACUCCUAGUAAUGGUGGGUUGCAAUGUCCUGGUAUCUCUGUACAAAGGACCAAGGACUGUCAACCAUGCCCUCCAGAACAACCCAAAUGGUCAGCUUGGUCUGAUUGGUCCCAGUGCACUGCAGAUUGUGUAAAAGUUAGAAAACGACAAUGUAUUGGGGUUGGAUCAAGUAGCAGUAGGAAACAGUGUAAUGGAAAAGAUACCCAAUCGACACCUUGUACUUCGGAUCUGUGCCCAUCAACACAACUACCAGGUAAGGAAACUUCUAUAACGAUGCAUUUAAAAUUGAAAGUUAAAAUUGUUGCGAAAUGAAUUAGAUACCUACUUA
This is a messenger RNA of Agrilus planipennis (emerald ash borer), 1893 nucleotides long. RefSeq names its product netrin receptor unc-5-like. Bases 723 to 1877 code for a protein of 384 amino acids. The record is from RefSeq and is a predicted model, not a curated record. NCBI's taxonomy places the organism in Eukaryota, Metazoa, Arthropoda, Insecta, Coleoptera, Buprestidae. The transcript has 6 exons.